AUGUCUACCAGCUGUGGUGACGGCAUCGUGCCAACUGAGCCCCCAAUAGGCCUGACGUCUACCUCUCAGCCAACCUACUUGGGAUCCACCAGCUUUAUGUCAGCAUUUCACCAUGACCGACAGCAUCUGAGCCUUUCUACACCAAAAAUUGCCUAUGCAUCCACCCUGCACAAGGCGUGGAGUGCUGACUUCACUCAUGUAUUUCCCCGACUGAUUCAGCUUCUGCGCCCCCUCAGGCUCUAUGAAGAUUUAGUGACCGACGAAUACCAUCGGAGCCCAUUCACGGUCAUCCCAGCUCCUCUUAUUCUUACACCCUUAAAGCUGCUUCGAAGUCACUGGGACAAGGAGAGGUGGCCGCAAGAGGGUUUGGUAUCUCAGAUCACUCAGAGCACGGCCACCCAAUUGGUUAAGGUUGACGCAAACAUGACAACAGACCAGUUUUACCAUAUCUUCACGGGUGCGAAUUUACGAUGGGAAUUUGUCGGCCUCAUAUUCGCCCUAGCAGGACUCGGUGCUAGUGCGUCGUCUCGUGGCUCUCAAUUGUUCUCUCUGAAUGGCAAGGAUGAACUAAGCGCAGAUGCCUUUGCCAUGCAGAUGGCAGCAGCAAGUCAUGCAUGUAUUGAAAUCUGCCGACAGUAUGACAAUGUGAAUGACUUGGUUGUUUGGCUGAACUACACAUUCUUCGUAUUGGCAUCGAAUAUGAUGGGAGAGACAAGCCAUCAUAUUUACGCGCAAUUUGGGGACUUAGUCUCCUGCAUCCAUGCCAUGGGCCUACACCGUCCAGAUCCUCCUGAGUCCUCCGUUCCAUUUUUCCUCUCAGAGGCGCGUAAGAGGGUUUUCGCAGCGUCAUAUCGAGCUGACAAGAAUAUCGCCACUUUCCUGGGGAGGCCUCCUCGACUCCUCUACCAUUUUUGCGACGUGGGACUACCAUUGGAUAUCGAUGAUGAUAGUCUGGUCGGGGAUCGUCUUUCCCUCGACAAGACUAUAAGGCAGCUUACGCUGGAUGGAUGGGGUACUUUCAAUGGCGGUCUUCGCCCUGCCACAGUUAUCCGGCUGCGAUACAUGGUAGCAAUGUUGCGAGAGAAGGUGUUGGGACUGUCCCUGGAACGGGGCUCAGUUGGUUCCAGACAGAAUGAACUUCAGGCUACCUAUCAAGAGUGUAAGCAAAUGUGGGACAGAGUCCCCAGUGAGUUCCACUACAGCAAGCACUCCUGGAAGGCUUUAAGCCCGCACCUGGCCAUAAUACGUCUAGUCAUCCAUCUGGAAUACCUCCACACACUGUUUCAGAUCGAGCGCAUCCGUUGCAACGAGCUGCCCGACUCCAUGACUGAUCUUCUGGACUCGGCCAUGCAGAUUGUCUCAGCAGUCACGGACUUCGCGAAGCACCGCAAUCAAGAAGACAGCAUCCGGCAGCAGUACACAUGGAUUUUUCUCUUUUAUACUCUUCCAGCAGCAGGUGUCGUUGCAACUGAGCUCCAUCACUGUACGGUGUCCAGGGUGCCACUACCAUGUUCCAUCCCUCGGUCCAGAAUUAUCCGUGAUCUAAGCCUGCUUGUCUCCUGGUUCGAAAGUGGUAACCAACCGUCUAGUGCCGCACAUCAGGCGUGCGUGGAUGUCACCAAGGUCAUAACCAGGCUCUUAAAUGAUACGUUGGAUUAUCCGUCGGGCGGGCAGAUGGCGGCUGGCGCACAACACGGCACAGGCAAUCGCCCUGCGCCGAACAGCGAUGAUCGAGGCCGGGAUAGUUCUCAUCUGAUUGGUGUGUCGUUAAAUGCCUAUGAACAGAGUGGGACAUCACCGAACGUGGAUGCGCUUGAAACGAGUGAGGAUUUCUUAAACUGGCUGGACGAGUUGGGGUUGGACACAAGCGUCCCUGAGUUCUUUGGGUGCCAGUAG
Molecule: messenger RNA, 1896 nt
Organism: Aspergillus pseudoviridinutans
Lineage: Eukaryota; Fungi; Ascomycota; Eurotiomycetes; Eurotiales; Aspergillaceae
Product: fungal specific transcription factor domain-containing protein
Exons: 4
Coding region: 1-1896 (631 amino acids)
Biological process (GO): DNA-templated transcription
Cellular component (GO): nucleus
Molecular function (GO): DNA binding; zinc ion binding
Source: RefSeq, a predicted model, not a curated record